UCUUUACAAAUGUUUUUACAGCAGAAGGAUAUCACAGAUUAUUUUUAUCUUUAUUUAAAGUAAUUAAUGAAGUAAGCGGUCAACCUAUUAAAUUUCAGCAUAUUCACAAACAAGGUAUCGGUUGUAUUUUAGCUGAUUUAGAUGCAGCACAAGCUAAAGGAUUAGGAUUAGCCUUGCAUGAUCUAGAUCAUGAAAGAGAUUGGAAAACUCAUUUAACCUUUUAUUUUUAA
Molecule: messenger RNA, 230 nt
Organism: Funneliformis caledonium
Lineage: Eukaryota; Fungi; Glomeromycota; Glomeromycetes; Glomerales; Glomeraceae
Source: the annotation of a GenBank genome assembly